AUGGCCGGAGGAAGGUGGAAGAUGUGCGUUGUAUACACUGUCUGCAUGUUCCUCAUCGCACCGGUCGGUGCAGACUUGGGGGUCACACUCGACGUGGCUGGGCGUCAGGCAAUGCUCACUCAGCAAAUGUCCAAAGAAUUCAUUUUGGUUUCCUUGGGCAUUGAUCCUGAAGCAAACAAGAGGAGAAUGCAUGAAAGCAUCAAGUUAUUCAACGACAGCCUUUAUGACAUGAUCCACGGCAACAACGCGCGCAACAUUUCUAGCCCGCCAACGGAUCUUGUGGCUAGCGGCCUACAAGAGGUGGCGGACCUCUGGGCACCCUUUGUGGAGCUGCUGCUAAAGAACGUAGAUCAGAUUCGAGAUGCAGCUCCUGAUGUGAGGACCGAGAUUCUUAUUUACGUGUCCUGGGGCAACAUGCCGCUCCUUGUGCAGUCCAACGUUGUGGUGAGUAAUUUGGCGCACAUCGCGGAGUUAGCCAAAAUCGAGACGAAGGGUUUCGUCGUGGACCUGGCUGGCCGCCAGCAGAUGCUGAUUCAGCGGAUGUGUAAGGAAGCCUAUCUUGUCGCCUCAGGUGUGCACGUGAAUUCGGCCGCCAGCAUGCUGGAAGAAGAUCAGAUCUUGUUCCAUUCCUCCCACAAGGGGAUCACCCGGGGAGCACAUUGGGCAGGCGUGCCACCUGUAACGAAGCUGUGCACCACUCAUCAAAUGAGUGCGGUCACUUACAACUACGGCUUGUUCGACCCUUUGAUCUCGGAGAUCUCCACUGUGCUACCAAUUAGCCAGAACAUCAAGACCGCGCACCGACUUGCACCCGAGAUUGAGGCCAGGAGUGGCCCCCUUAUCGACGCCAUGGCGGCCGCGGUGAGCCUCUAUGUCAACGACCCAGGGACUUGCAACCCAGUAGAUGCCAUGACGGCCUCUGGCUGGAAGGUCCUGAUCCUGAGUAUGGCGGACGUUAUGGCCGACUCGCAGAUGACUGUGUCCUGCUUCUUGCAAAUGUCCAACGCUGUGGCCGUCCAGCAAAGUACGGUGAGCCUUAUUGUUGGGAUGAACACCGUCUCAGCAGCCUUGGCCAGUAUGAUCGAGGGCGACAAGGCGAAGAGCAUCGAAGCUGCCCCCACCCAGUCACUCCUGGAUGAGCUCCGGGUUGCAAGCUCUAUGUGGGCUUCACUCGUCGAGGACUUGCAAAAGGGGAUAUCUUCGACCGAGAUCCCACUGAUGAUGGCCACAAAGGUGUCUUUCCUCUCCCAGCAAUUCCAGGACAAGCUGGAAGUGGUGAGGAGCAGCCUCGUCGAACAGGCGACGCUGAGUUUGAAAGGCACCAGAUACGCCGUCCAAGAUGUCCAGGCAUCGGUGGCCUCGCUUCAGUCCAUGAUGCUCGCGAAGAUGACCAUGCUGGUGAACCUGAUCUUUGCCGCUACCAAUGGGGACGCCAGGGAGAUCAUGGAAAGCGCGCGCGAGCUCUUCAACGCCACGCGGGAUGCAUUCCUCGCAGGCCACCGGUCCAUGCUUGUGGGGUCUCCGGGCUCGGACGGAAAGCCCACACUGAUCAGGUUGGCUUCUGUCUGCGAAGUCCAGCACAUGUUGAAGGUCUAUCACAUGUUUAACUCUGUGGUCCGGGACAGCGAGAUGGUGCUGGCUGGAACCCAACAGAGCCGAGGAGCUUUGGAAAUGUUGAGCUUGACAACCCAGACCACGUACGAGCUCACAACCUCGUUUGCCAGUGCCCUUGUGAACAACGACACCCAGGACACUCUGCCAUGCCAGAAUGACACGCUGCCUGCCGACGACUGGCUAGAGAUGGUUGUGGCAGUCGGAGACUUUCGUGCCUUUAGCCAGGAAGCUUGCGCCACCCAGAUCAGUAUUGUGGCUUCUUCUGGCUCGGCCUUCGAGAAGCUCGCCGAGAUCUUGGCGGUCAAGGAGCAGGUCAUGCAGAAGCUCUACGACAUCUCGUACGGGUCGGCCACACUCCCUGCCCCAAUAACUCAGGCAAUCUUCGAGAAGCUCGUCGAGACUGUUGAGCCUCCAGUUCUUGAUUUUGCCGAGUCGUUGGAGGGCGGAAGCGGUGAUACCGCUGUCUUGAAGAGCCUGGAGGUCGUCGCGGCUCUUAACUCACUCCAAGACCUCUGCAUUGCCGAGGCCACAAGAGCCUACCCCAGUGUCCCCUUCCUCCGUGUGGAUGCCGCGUCGCGGCAGAUCUUGCUUGUGCAGAAGACGGUGCUGCAGGCUGUGAUGUUCGUCUACGAAGUGACUUCACUCAGGGUGUUUGAGGUCAUCAUGGCCGAGUUCAGCCGGCUCCACCAAGACUUGAAGCAAGGAGGAAGCGGUCUCCCUCCCAUUCCUUCAGAGCGACCUGAUCUGUUGAGUCAGUGGGCCAAAGUGGAUGUCGCCUCCGCGAGGCUCAAGAACACGCUCAAGAACAUGGGGCGGAAGAACGUCGAUUCUCUGCUGGCAAGUCGGGACGACCUGGUUCUGCAUCUCAACACCAUCAGGGAUCUCUACAAAGUUCCCGACCCGGUUGGCGCUGAGCAGUUUCCCUGGAUGUACCUUGCCUACGGCAUCAUGGGCUGCGUCUUUUGUGGCGCCACCUGCGUGGCUGCCUGCCUUCAUCGGCGGGCUUGCCGAUCUGCGUCUGAUGCUCGGAAUCAGUCGACACAGUUGGGCCUUGCAGACCAGCCGUAA
Molecule: messenger RNA, 2682 nt
Organism: Symbiodinium natans
Lineage: Eukaryota; Dinophyceae; Suessiales; Symbiodiniaceae
Source: the annotation of a GenBank genome assembly